Messenger RNA from Cucumis melo (muskmelon), 793 nucleotides. Its product is annotated as non-specific lipid-transfer protein 8. Gene Ontology annotation, biological process: lipid transport. The transcript has 2 exons. NCBI's taxonomy places the organism in Eukaryota, Viridiplantae, Streptophyta, Magnoliopsida, Cucurbitales, Cucurbitaceae. Gene Ontology annotation, cellular component: membrane. The record is from RefSeq and is a predicted model, not a curated record. Gene Ontology annotation, molecular function: lipid binding. The coding region runs from base 166 to 513 and encodes 115 amino acids.
AAAAAGAUAGCCCAUUUUUUGUCAAACAAGCUACCAUUUUUCUUUUCUUGUACUUCAAAGCUAAUUUCUCUUAUAAAACUCAUUACUACAUUAAAUUUUGAACUCAAGUUCAAACCCACCCUCCAUAAGGUGUUCCAAAAGCACAUUUCCCAUACAGCUAGGGCCAUGGCAACCAUUCCAAAGCUUGGAGCUAUACUAUUGUUUGUAUUUUUGCUUCUUGGAGUCUCAAAGGCUACAAUCUCAUGCAGUGAUGUGACGAAGGAUUUGAUGCCAUGUGUGAGUUAUCUUGUGAGUGGUAGUGGGAAACCACCAAGUGCUUGUUGUGAUGGUGCAAAAGCACUUUCUUCAGCAGCCACAAGUGGUGCUGACAAGAAGGCUGCAUGUCAAUGCAUUAAGUCAGCUGCUAGUAAUGUGAAUUACAACGCUAAAUUGGCUCAAGAUCUUCCUUCCAAUUGUGGCAUUACUCUGCCUUUUAGCAUCUCUGCUGGCAUUGAUUGUUCAAAGAUUAAUUGAUGAUUAUGAGAGAGGAUUUGAUCAGAAGGGACCAGAAAUGACAGAAUUCUACAUAUAAAGUUUGGAGAAAAGUAUUACAUCCUAAUUAUUAUUAUAUUAUAAUUAUAUAUUACUAUAUAUAUAUAAUGCAAUAAAAUAAAACUAUAGCUGGAAUGGAAUCUAAUCCCAUGGAUGUUUAGAUUCCUUUGUAUUGUUUUUAAUUUAUACCAUGUCUUGCAGUGUGCCUUUUAUUUUUGUUACUUAUAAAAAAAAAUGCAUUAUAUCCUCUUUCCUUAUUAAA